CUCCGUCGCACCAGAAGCGUCGCGCGUCUUCCCGUAGCUUCGCGGCCGCCGACCGCCGACCGCCCCGUAUUGCAUCAUCCGCCACGAAUGAAUGGGGUGCAACGUGAGUGAAUCUGGAGUCAGAGGCAAAACCUUGCCACAUUUUAAAGGGUUUACAAGUUCUCCCAGUUGUUACUCUUGACCCGACUCUGUAAGAUGAGAGCGACAAAGAGAGCGACACUGAGCUUAGGGGAGGGCCGAGUCCGGUGGUUCGCCUUGGCAACGGGUAAACACUUCGCAACAACCGGGUGCACGGUGGUGCCGAACUUUUCACUUGAUUGUUGACACCGCAUUGUCACACCGAUUCGCACCCGCUCCAACAAUACUUCUCAACAAUGUCGCCCCAGAAUGGUGUGGAGGAAGCUUCAGAGGAGGGGAAGAGAUGGGAGACUGCCGAGAUGGGCCCCGUGGGCCCGGCGGAUGACGUCGUCCUGACCCCGACGGCGGCCCCGGAGGACGCCCCCGUGCCGGCGCCGGCCCACCCUUUUGUCACCGAGCUAGGCCCCGUGGGGCCCUGGGCCUUUGGACGCACCGAGUGGAACCCGGCCUCUGGACUUACGGGAGUGCGUCCCGUGGUGGACAGGUACUCGGUGACGAGGUUCAGCCCGGGCGACUGGCUCAGGCACAACGCGGAGCUGACGGCCACGGCCACCGCCGCGCGGCAGCGAGGGGACGCGGCGGCGUGGUCGGCCCGGGAGGUGCGGCGGCGCGCCGCGGCCGAGCUGGACGCGCUGCACCGCGACUCGUCGGACCGGCUGCAGGAGCGCGCGCAGCACGUGUGGCGGUGGCGCGCCGAGCUGGAGCGCGCCGCCGAGGUCAUGUGGGACGAGAUCCAGCUGCUGCAGCAGACGCCGCCCCGCCUCAACCGCAUCCUGGCCGCGCUCGCCAAGGCCGCCGCCGUCGCCUCCGAGUGCAUCGCCGUGCGCUGCAAGCGCCCCGACACGGACCUCAUCCGCGACCCGGCCCACGACCAGCUGGUCAGGGAGGCGGCCCUCAUCCGGGAGGUGACGGCCAUGACGGAGCGCUGCCUAAAGCAGGCCGUGGAGCAGAUCCGCGCGGACCGGGCCGCCCUGGUGGCGCUGCAGGCCGACUGGUCCUGCAAGAAGGACUGCUACCGCGUGGACACGCUGGCGCGCGCCGUGACGGCGCACCGGGAGCCGCUGGUGGGCGUGUUCCAGGAGGGCGCGGCCGUGGUGCCGGACCGGCAGGUGACGCCCGGCGACUGGGAGCAGAGCACCCGGCGCAACAUCGCGGCCUCCGAGGCGGAGCGGCAGCGCUCCAUCGCCUUCCGCACGCUGCUGCAGCCCAUGCUGGACGGUGCGGUCCGGGACGUGCGCGCGCAGGCGGCGAGGGUCGACGACGCGCUCGCCAGGAACGUGGCGCUGGUCGCUCGGGCCGUGGAACACUUUGACGAGCAGUACAGACUGACGGUGCGGAAGGAGGCGGACACCGAGACACUCAUCGAGGCCCUGCGCGUGGCCAUCCGGAACACGGACCCCAACCUGAAGACGGCGCAGAGCAGGCUGCACACGCGGCAGCAGAGGAUGGCGUCGGAGAACUGCAGGGACCCUCCGCAGGCGGGCCUGCUGGAGGAAGUGUCCAGGGUGACCAUUGCCGCCACGGCCCUCGACGGACAGCUGCGCAACUCGACCAACGCCCUGCACGAGAUCCGAGAGGAGAGGGCUCGGCUGGAGGCGUGCCUAGUGCUCAAGAGGAAGCACCUGCACCUGGACAGAGACCGCGUGCUGCAGCUGAGGGAGCACUUCCCCACCGCAGGGUCUCUUUCGGGGCUCAAUUGAGCAGCACAACACAUAG
Molecule: messenger RNA, 1854 nt
Organism: Frankliniella occidentalis (western flower thrips)
Lineage: Eukaryota; Metazoa; Arthropoda; Insecta; Thysanoptera; Thripidae
Product: tektin-4-like
Exons: 8
Coding region: 375-1838 (487 amino acids)
Biological process (GO): cilium movement involved in cell motility; cilium assembly
Cellular component (GO): microtubule cytoskeleton; nucleus
Source: RefSeq, a predicted model, not a curated record